AUGCCUGCACCUACAUCUAAAUUCUUCAAAUUCUCUCAUCUACCGCCCGAAAUUCGCCGGCAUAUCUUCUCACUAGCACUGCCUGAACAAUACAUGGUUCCCUUAAAGCUGCACUUCUCGAUAGAAACGGGCUUCACUGUCACCUUUGAUCACGGGGCACCAUUUGACUUUGCAUCAGGACUGUCGCCGAUCAUUAAGCCACUCACAAUAGCUGGUCUCUCGCAAACUUGCUAUGAGCUCCGCGCUGUAUAUCUUGCAGCCUACCCAGACCAGAUACAUUUGCGAAACGGCGGUCUGAUCCACCUCGAUUUUGCUUCGAGCAUCAUUUACCUACGCCAAUUAUCCGAGCUCGUCUCGGACCCGCUCGCAAGCCCCUUCUUCCUCAACCCAACGGGUUUUCACGCCGCCAUUUUUGCUCAUCUUAAUGCCACGCCUUUUCCAGUAUGGUUCGCGCGUCUGUCAAAUCUCGCUCUCUCUAUCGAUUGUAUCAUUGAGUAUCCCGAGGCCUCGCCUAUUGUCUCACGACCCAAUAGUAGCGUCAUCGAGCAAGCUCUUUUUCCAAAAAUGCUGCGCCCCUUCCGCGCCUUGCGUCACAUUUGGGCACUCGCCGACGAUUAUUGGCGCCUAGACAUUUACUUUACGCGUACUGGAAAUUUUCAGCCCUAUCCAGGCGAAGAAAACAUCUCGGUUCUUGGCAAGCUAGCCGAGCGGGUAGAACAGCUAGAAUUAUGGGCUAAGUAUCAGCGGGCUAUGAUGCAGCGAUCGAAUGGUCCCAACACGCUCCGUCCACUCUAUGAGCCGCCUACAAUGGCAAUCUGGGGCAACGAGGAUAUUGAUCUCUGGGAUUAUCUCCUUGAGCCAAUCAACCAACUGAUACCUGAUAUGGAGCCCCGUAGUAUCCUGGAAGCAAUCAAGCAAGCACCUGUAUUCUCGCAUUCCAACGAUGUGAUGAGCCAGUAA
Blumeria graminis f. sp. triticale is the source of this 960-nucleotide messenger RNA. NCBI's taxonomy places the organism in Eukaryota, Fungi, Ascomycota, Leotiomycetes, Helotiales, Erysiphaceae. The record is from the annotation of a GenBank genome assembly.